AAAUCCAUUUUCCCCGCUUUAUCUAACACUCCUCGACUUCCUCUGCCUUCUUUGUCUUCCUUCCUUUUCUCUCUCUAAUGGCUCCCGCCGCUAAGACCGUCUGCGUAAUGGACGCUUCCAGCGGCACAGGCUCGGCGCUGGUGGCUGCGCUGUUGCAGAGAGGCUAUAACGUUCAUGCUUCUGUUCAGAAUCACGAGGAAUUGCAGUGUGUUAAGGGAAAUACGAACAAAUUGAAGGUUUACCGUUCGGAUCCGUUGGAUUAUCACAGCAUUAUGAACGCUCUUAAAGGAUGCUCCGCUUUGUUCUACUCCUUUCAACCUCCUCCUGAUCAUUCCACCUACGAUGAAUUAAUGGUGGAAAUUGAAGUAAGAGCAGCUCAUAAUGUUCUGGAAGCAUGUGCCCAAACGGACACCAUCGAGAAAGUUAUUUUCACCUCCUCCGUUACUGCGGUAAUUUGGCGUGACGGCAUCAAAACGAUGUCGUCCGACGUUGACGAACGCCACUGGAGCGACGUCAAUCUCUGCAAGAAGUUCAAGCUGUGGCACGCUCUAUCGAAAACCCUAGCGGAGAAAACCGCGUGGGCCCUGGCAAUGGAUCGUGGGGUGAAUAUGGUGUCCAUAAAUGGAGGGCUGGUAAUGGGCCACGACUUGACGAUUAAUAAUCCGUAUUUGAAAGGAGCGGCUGAGAUGUACGAAGAUGGGCUGUUGGUGACCGUAGAUCUCAAGUUCAUAGUUGAUGCUCAUAUAUGCGUGCUUGAAGAUGUCUCAUCCUACGGUCGAUAUUUAUGCUUCAAUAAUAUCAUUAAUUCUCAUGAGGAAGCUCUUACACUCGCCCACAUGCUAUUACCGCCCUCUUCUGAAGCUUUCUCUCAUUCCAGUUUGGAGGAAUCUGUUGUAUAUCAACAAGGGAUAAGCAACAAGAAACUUAUCAAAUUGAUGGUGGAUUUUGAAGGUGGGGUUUCAUGUUGACCACAAAUCCUGCCUGCCCAACAAAAUUAAUUAAGAUUUACCCAAUUUUUAUUUAUAAUUUGUGCAUUAUUAUUAGGUUCAUUUUGAUGUUCUAUUAUAAUAUAAUUCGGGUCUCU
Cucurbita maxima (winter squash) is the source of this 1084-nucleotide messenger RNA. Its product is annotated as cinnamoyl-CoA reductase-like SNL6. Bases 78 to 968 code for a protein of 296 amino acids. NCBI's taxonomy places the organism in Eukaryota, Viridiplantae, Streptophyta, Magnoliopsida, Cucurbitales, Cucurbitaceae. The transcript has 5 exons. Gene Ontology annotation, molecular function: oxidoreductase activity, acting on the CH-OH group of donors, NAD or NADP as acceptor. The record is from RefSeq and is a predicted model, not a curated record.